GAGCCGUCAUGGACCCCUCCGGGCACCUCUCCUCAUCGGACGGAGGAGAGUGACAGUUGGGAUUCCCCGGACCCCCCGAGAGGCUCUGCCGCCCCCGCGACCUCUGACCUCAGCACUAUUCAGACAUUCGUAAUGAAGGCCAAGGGCCAAGCAGGAGAAAGCAGCGGGAAGAGGAAGGGGGCGGAGCAUUCCCGGGUGAGGCGGAGCAACCGCCGAAAGAGGAGGCAGCGACACAGAGGCGGAGCUGCUGUGAAAAUGAGUGACACGGACACUGAUGAUGAGGACCGGGGGCGGAGACCGUUGGCUCCUCCCCCCGCACCACAACCUCCCCCCAGUGCAGAAAGCAGCCGGGACGGCGGCGGCAGCUCCAGUGACGCCGAUACGCAGGUGAUGGAUGAAGACAUCAUGGUGGAGUCCGGUAAGGGGCGUGUCCAUAUGUAAAUGAGCACAUAGCU
Nanorana parkeri is the source of this 455-nucleotide messenger RNA. RefSeq names its product PHD finger protein 23A-like. The record is from RefSeq and is a predicted model, not a curated record. The annotation marks the transcript as partial. NCBI's taxonomy places the organism in Eukaryota, Metazoa, Chordata, Amphibia, Anura, Dicroglossidae. The transcript has a single exon.